AUGAUGGGGGCUAAAUCACAUUGGUACCUCGCAAUAUUCCUAGGAUCGUCUACGUUGACCCUCGCCUCCGUAUACAAUUCCAAACUCAUCAGCCACGCGACCUCAUCGUUCCUAGUUCACGCCACCACCAGCAUCCUCCUCUACUUCACCUCUCUCACCUCGUUAUCCUUCGUCGCCGCCGAGGACUGGAGACUCAAUGCUCGUCUAAAGCGCGCACACGGCGGCGGCAUCGAGCCCUUCAGGUUCUGGGCCAAAGAGCAUGCAAUCUUCGUGACGCGGGCGACGGGCCUGGUGGCGGGCGCCUACCUCAUGGCGCUCCCGCUGCUCGUCCCAACAGACGACCCGAUUGCCAACCUCUUUUUGCGCAUACCAACCUUCUUUUACGCAUGCAAGUGCUGGGACCUGACGGUCGCGCGGGCGAGGAAGCCGCCGAUCCCGCGCAGUGGGAAAGAGGACGCGAUCUAUGGCCUGACGAGCUGGAGACCCGUCGCCUCGUAUGUGUGGCGGCUUGCUUCGGAAACUAGAUAUGCCUCGUUCGACAUAGCCGUGGACGAGUCUAAGCGGAAGAGCAUUCCGACCAGCCCGGCCCGGACCUACGGCCCUCUGCUCGUCGUCCCCCUGACGUACCUAUUUCCGAUCAUGGAGCUGAAAGUCAUGUGUGGCCUGCUCGCGAUCCAGUACGGUCUCGAGGGCUUCCACUCCAUCCUUCACCCCCGCUGCCCCAACGCGCUGUUUUUCCAGCCGUGGACCGCGGAGAGCUUCACCAGCUUCUGGGCUAUCCACUGGCAUCACGGGGCACAACCGUUUCUGCAGAGCCUCGGGUACGUCCCCGCCACAGCCGUCUUUGCUCGGCUCUUGGGACAAGAUGCCGGCCGGGCGGCUGGUGUGCUCGCGGCUUUCAGUCUCAGCGGAAUCUGGCAUGGGUGGUGCGCUGCCGUCAUGGCAAAGGACGAGUAUGCGUGGGCGCUGAGCGUGGGCGUGUGGGGGGUAUUCAUGGUGCAGGGCGUGGGAUGCGUGGUAGAUCGCUGGCUUCUGAGAAACGAGAGCUGGAGAACGGGGUGGCGGAAACGAAUAGUGACCGCCUUGUCUUGGUUGUGUUCUGUGGAGUCUGCUGCGAUCUGUUUGAGAUACUCGGAGGCGCGAGCGAAGAGACCUCAGGGCUGGACUACUUGGUGA
Colletotrichum orchidophilum is the source of this 1176-nucleotide messenger RNA. RefSeq lists its product as uncharacterized. Lineage: Eukaryota; Fungi; Ascomycota; Sordariomycetes; Glomerellales; Glomerellaceae. Gene Ontology annotation, biological process: lipid metabolic process. The record is from RefSeq and is a predicted model, not a curated record. Bases 1 to 1176 code for a protein of 391 amino acids. The transcript has a single exon.